ACGCGAUACAUUAACUGAUCCGACAUGUAUCACUGCUGAAAGGGCAUUUGCGCAUAUACAUGCUAAUUGCUUCCUCUUGGUACCACUAUUACCACUUUAUCAAGCCUCAUUGAAUCAGAAAAUUCAAUUAACGACGCGUAUAAGUCGGCCAGAUUAA
Molecule: messenger RNA, 157 nt
Organism: Acanthocheilonema viteae
Lineage: Eukaryota; Metazoa; Nematoda; Chromadorea; Rhabditida; Onchocercidae
Source: the annotation of a GenBank genome assembly